This is a messenger RNA of Phycomyces blakesleeanus NRRL 1555(-), 1585 nucleotides long. RefSeq lists its product as hypothetical. The record is from RefSeq and is a predicted model, not a curated record. Gene Ontology annotation, cellular component: cytoplasm; cytosol. Bases 99 to 1361 code for a protein of 420 amino acids. The transcript has 6 exons. Lineage: Eukaryota; Fungi; Mucoromycota; Mucoromycetes; Mucorales; Phycomycetaceae. Gene Ontology annotation, biological process: protein refolding; response to heat. Gene Ontology annotation, molecular function: ATP binding; Hsp70 protein binding.
UGACGUGGUUCUCAUCUUUUAUAUAUUGCUAUAAAGUAAACGCUUGACACUUCUCUCUCAUUAUUAUUUAUAUAUAUAUAUAUAUAUAAUAUCACAAUAUGGCAGUAGAAGCAAAGUACUAUGAAAUACUAGAAGUCGAGGUCGAUGCUGAAGACCAUGAGAUUAAGAAGGCCUACAGAAAACUGGCCAUGAAGUAUCAUCCUGACAAGAACCCUGAAGAGGGUGAUCGAUUCAAGGAAAUCUCCCAUGCCUACGAAAUCUUGUCAGAUCCCGAGAAGCGUGCCCAGUACGAUCGCUACGGAGAAGAUGGACCUGGUGGAGGAGCCGGUGGAUUUGGUGAAGGUGGUCUUGAUGACCUCUUUGCCAAUCUGUUUGGUGGCGGAGGUGGUGGAGGUGGAGCCCACUUUGAUUUCGGUGGUAUGGGAGGUAUGGGAGGUGGAUACGGUAUGCCUCCUCGCUCAAGAAAGGGAGAGUCGAUGAAGUAUCCUCUUCAGGUUACACUCGAGGAUCUUUACAAUGGCAAGCGCACCAAGCUAGCAUUGGAAAAGAAUGUGAUUUGCAGCAACUGCAGUGGUAAGGGUGGAAAGACUGGUGCUGUGAAGAAAUGUGGUGGAUGCCAAGGUCGUGGUUUCCAGGUAGCCAUGAGACAGAUCGGUAUGGGUAUGAUCCAGCAAAUGCAGGUUCCUUGCGGUGACUGCAAUGCCACUGGUGAAAUUGCAAAGGAUCGUUGCAAGAAGUGCAAGGGCAAGAAGGUUACUGUAGAAAAGAAGUAUCUUGAGGUCUUUGUGGAAAAGGGUAUGUCUGACGGUCAGAAGAUUGUUAUGAAGGGCGAAGGUGACCAAGAGCCUGGUGUUGAACCUGGAGAUGUUAUUUUGGUUGUGAACUUGAAGCAACACCCUAUCUUUGAACGCAAAUCCAAUGAUAUCAUUUGCAAUCUCACCAUCACACUCACCGAAGCCCUCUGCGGUUUCGAAAAGGUCAUUACUCAUUUGGAUGGUCGAGGCAUUCGUGUGUUCCAUCCUGCUGGAAGUGUAAUCAAACCCGGGAUGGUCAAACGUAUUCCUCAUGAGGGCAUGCCUAUCUACAAGCGCCCUGAUGACCGUGGUGACCUUUACGUCAAAUUCGACGUUGAAUUCCCAAAAGAUAAGUUCACUACCCCCGAGAACCUCAAACUUCUCGAAUCCAUCCUGCCUGCACGCCCUGCACCUGCAGUAUCAAAACAUGAAAUCGUUGAUGAUUGUUCGCUUUUGAUGGCCGACAUCGAUUCUUUUGGCUCAACUGGUAAUUCCAAGAACGCAUACGAAGAAGACAACGACAGUGAUGAAGAGGAAACCACUGGUACACAGUGCGCCCAGCAAUAAUAAUAGACUUUGUUUCAAUAUUUUUUUUUGUAUAAUUUUUUUUCCUCUGCUAUGUUUUCUUUCUUUUUUUGCACAUUCAAACACACAAACUGCAGAUUUCUUUGGAUAACAUUAGACAGAAUAUUCAGAUAAUUUUUUUGAGGGGAAGUCUUCAGUAGUUUUUACUCUCCCUCCACAGUAAAUAACAAAUACCGGGCUACUUUUGUUCUAAAAGAGAAACAUCU